UUGAAGCUUGGACAAGGGGGGUUUGGGAUAGUGUACAAGGGAGUGCUGCCGGGGGACAAUCCGGGGGAGCAGAUUGAGGUCGCCGUGAAGAAAUUUUCGAGGGACAACAGCAUGGGUCGUCAGGAUGACUUCAUUCAGGAGCUCAGCAUCAUCAAUCGCCUCCGACACAGGCAUCUCGUCCAUUUAGUCGGGUGGUGCCAUAACAAUGGUGUUCUGCUCUUGGUGUAUGAUUACAUGCCCAAUGGCAGCCUAGACCAGCACCUGUUCGGUGGCGCUGACAAGCCUCUGCUCAGCUGGACGCAGCGCUACAAUAUCAUCGCCGGCUUGGCGUCGGCCCUCAACUACCUCCACAACGAGUACUACCAGAAGGUGGUGCACCGUGACCUGAAGGCCUCCAACGUCAUGCUGGACGCCUCCUUCGAAGCCCACCUUGGCGACUUCGGCCUCGCCCGCGCCAUCGACGUCGACAAGUCCUCCUACACCGAGCGCGAGCUCGGCGGGGUCCCCGGCACCUGGGGCUACAUCGCCCUGGAGUGCUUCUACACCUGCCGCGCCACCCGUGAGUCCAACGUCUUCGCCUUUGGUGCCGUCGUCCUCGAGACCGUCUGCGGCCGCCACACCCUCUGCGACGUCGCAGCCGAAUUCCAGUUCCUUGCCGAUUAGGUCUGGAAGCUAUACCAGGAGAGCCGCCUCCUUGAUGCCGUGGACCCCCGCCACACCCAUGCCGGUGAUUACGUGGUCGCUGACGUUGAGCGGCUCCUUCUGCUUGGGUUGGCGUGCAGCCACCCCACCCCGGCGGAAUGGCCGAAGAUAGAGGCGAUAGUCCAGAUCAUAUCCCGAGCAAUAGAUCCCCCGACAGUGCCUCCUUUCAGGCCGGUAUUCGUGUGGCCGAUGGUGGGGCCCCUCGAUGAGGUGGAGGAGGAGGAGGGGGAACCGGAGUCAGAGAAGGUUGACUGA
Elaeis guineensis (African oil palm) is the source of this 957-nucleotide messenger RNA. Lineage: Eukaryota; Viridiplantae; Streptophyta; Magnoliopsida; Arecales; Arecaceae. The record is from RefSeq and is a predicted model, not a curated record.